Messenger RNA from Phasianus colchicus (ring-necked pheasant), 1750 nucleotides. It is a transcript of the gene SLC19A2, whose product is annotated as solute carrier family 19 member 2. Gene Ontology annotation, cellular component: plasma membrane. Gene Ontology annotation, molecular function: thiamine transmembrane transporter activity. Lineage: Eukaryota; Metazoa; Chordata; Aves; Galliformes; Phasianidae. The record is from RefSeq and is a predicted model, not a curated record. Gene Ontology annotation, biological process: transmembrane transport; thiamine transport.
GGUGCCUUUGGGGAGGGAGGUGACCUCUCAGCCUCCUGCACCGGCAUGGCGGGGCUGCGGGGGGCCCGGCCCGCGAAGAGUGGCCCCGGCUGCUGCUGGGCUCUGCCCACCGGGCUGCUGUGUGCCUACGGCUUCUUUUGCAGCGUGCGGCCCUCGGAGCCGUUUCUCACCCGGUACCUGCUGGGGCCGCGCAAAAACCUCACCGAGACGCAGGUGUUCAACGAGAUCUACCCGGUGUGGACGUACUCGUACCUGGCACUGCUGUUCCCCGUCUUCCUGGCCACGGACUACCUGCGCUACAAGCCCGUGGUGCUGCUGCAGGGCCUGAGCCUCAUCGUCACCUGGUUCUUGCUGCUCUACGCCCAAGGGCUGCGUGCCUUCCAGCUCCUCGAGUUCUUCUACGGGAUGGGCACCGCCACAGACAUUGCCUACUACUCCUAUAUCUACAGCGUGGUGGAUGUGGAUCUGUACCGCAAGGUCACCAGCUAUUGCCGCAGUGCCACGCUGGUGGGCUACACGGUGGGCUCUGUGUGCGGGCAGCUUCUCGUGUCCCUGGCAGGGUGGUCCCUCUUCAGCCUCAAUGUCAUCUCCUUGACCUCCAUCUCCGUUGCCUUUGGCACAGCGUGGUUCCUGCCGAUGCCGAAGAAAAGCCUUUUCUUCCACCAUGCUGCCACUCGGUCCUUCAGCUUGGAGAUGAAGGUCAUGGACUGUAAGAAUGGGGCCAUCGUGCAGGACCAGCCUGGCGUGCCAAGGGUGCCUGGAUGGGAGGAUGAGGUCAAAAUGCCCUUAAACAGGGAGGGACAUUCAGCAGAGAAAAAGGAGCAGAAAAUAGAUGCCUUAAAAGUCCUCAAGGAUCUCUGGCGGGACUUCCUGCAGUGCUAUUCCUCUCGGACCAUGCUGUGCUGGUCAGUCUGGUGGGCGCUGUCUACUUGUGGCUAUUUCCAGGUCAUCAACUAUGCUCAGGGCCUGUGGGAGAUGGUGCUGCCUUCUCAAAGCACAGAGAUCUACAAUGGUGGUGUGGAGGCAGCCUCAACGUUGCUAGGAGCUGUUGCAGUAUUUGUUGUGGGUCAUAUAAAAACAUCCUGGGCUAUGUGGGGUGAAGUGGCACUUGCCCUGUUCUCCUUUCUUAUUGCUGCUGCUGUGUAUAUUAUGAACACUGUUCACAACAUCUGGGUGUGCUAUGCAUCUUAUGUUGUCUUCAGAAUUAUUUACAUGCUGCUAAUCACAAUAGCGACGUUUCAGAUUGCUACGAAUCUCAGUGUGGAGCGGUACGCUCUGGUGUUUGGGGUGAACACAUUCAUUGCCUUAGCACUUCAGACUUUACUCACAUUAAUUGUCGUGGAUGCCAGUGGGCUUGGAUUGGACAUCUUCACUCAGUUCAUGAUUUAUGCAUCUUAUUUUGCGGCUAUCUCCCUGGUGUUCUUGGGCAGUGGUGUAUACAGUAUUAUGAGAGCCCACAGAAGACAAGAGCAGGUGCAAAACAGGUCUCCUGAAAGCUGUUAGUGCACUACAUGAAGACUCUGUGGCUACAUAUGAAGACAGAAGUCUAUUUUUAAUCUCUGCCUUUUCUUCCCAAGGCAGUCAUCUUGAUGGUACUUGAUCCAUAUUUAUACUAUAUUAGUAGUACACUUUAAAAGGUAAAUGUAUUAGGUCUUACGUAAGUAAGAACAAAUAUCUUCUUUCUAAAAUGCCUUUUGUUCUUCUGUUGCAUGUUUGGGAUGUGCAAUGAAGAACAAAUCUCAAAAAAAAA